Molecule: messenger RNA, 2238 nt
Organism: Arachis ipaensis
Lineage: Eukaryota; Viridiplantae; Streptophyta; Magnoliopsida; Fabales; Fabaceae
Molecular function (GO): zinc ion binding
Source: RefSeq, a predicted model, not a curated record
AUGGCUAGUGAGGAUAGUUUUCUAGUGCUAGUACACCAUAGAGGAUCGAUUAAGAGAAAAACUCGCUCUGGCGUGAAGUUCACUGAUAAGGAUCCUCUAUGUAUUGUCGUGAGUCCCUCGACCAGCUACGAUGCUCUCGUUAGCUCCGUGCUUGUCAAGCUUGGACUGGAAGGAGUGAAAAGGGUUGAGAAGUUUUUCUAUCGCAUUCCAACCACGGUUCUCCAUGAUACGGUGAAGUAUGAUUGUUUCACCAUCGGGAGUGACGAGGACUUGCAGGUCAUGUUUCUUUCUCGUAGGCAUUUUUCCGAGGUGAAGACACCAGAGCUGUUGGCAAAGUUGGUUGACGUGGUAUCAAGCUCGGGUGGGUCGAACCGCAAUGCCAAUAUUAUAGCCACGGUGGCCGGUUCAAGCUCGAGACCUGCGGUUGCUUCCUCCUCCAUUCCAGUGUAUGAGCCAGCGGUCCAGCCUGCCGCCUCCCCAUCGUUUGCUGUUGAUCUCAGCGGCAAUGUUGGAGACGAGGUUGGAUAUGGGGAACAUCUUCCGACCGACGUACGGUGUCCUACACCGGCUGGAGUGGGAGAGGGAUUGUUUGAUGAUGCAGAUGACGAUGAUGUCGAGCCGGAUCUUAUCGCCGAUGAAAGCGGCGAUGAUGUUGGAGCGGGCGAUCCGAUAAGGGCUACUGGUGGAUCUAGUUCUGGCACACAGCAGUAUCCACCCCAUUUUUCAUCUUUGGACCUGGAAGCCAUGAGACAGGAUGAUUAUCCUGGGCAGCUUGCUGGAUUUGGCGCCAGGGAUACGGAAGGGUCCGCCGGUAUGACAGAGUUCCAGGUUGGUCAACAAUUUCAGGACAAAGAUGAGGCGCUGUUGAGUAUGAAGACGUACAGCAUCCGCCGAGGGGUACAGUACAAGGUAGUUGAGUCUGACUAUCGAAGGUACGUGAGAAAGUGUUCAGAGUUUGGGAAUGGGUGCACAUGGUUGAUUCGGUUGAGUCUCCGGCAACGUAAGGGCAUCUGGGAAGUCAAGCGGUACAACGGACCGCACACCUGUCUCGCCACCUCCAUCUCCAACGACCAUAGGAGUUUGGACUACCAUGUCAUAGCGACAUUCAUUAUGCCAAUGGUUAGGGCUGACGCAUCAGUCAACAUCAAGGUGCUUCUGAAUGCCACGGCAGCACACUUUGGAUUCAGGCCUACGUAUAGGAGGGUGUGGAUGGCGAAGCAGAAGGCUGUUGCAAUCAUCUAUGGGGACUGGGAUGAGUCGACUUGCCCUGUUAGAGUUGGGGGACAGGAGGACGAGUCUCGGGCUUAUUUUCAUAGAUUGUUCUGGACUUUUCCCCCUUGUAUCGAGGCAUUUCGUCAUUGCAAGCCGUUGGUGAGUAUUGACGGCACCCAUCUAUAUGGCAAGUAUGGGGGAACGUUGCUUGUGGCAAUUGCGCAGGACGGGAAUUCCAACAUACUCCCUGUGGCAUUCGCACUAGUUGAGGGUGAGAAUGCUGAGUCAUGGUCCUUCUUUCUCACCCACCUCCGUCAGCACGUGACACCUCAGCCGGGAUUGUUGGUUAUUUCAGAUAGGCAUAACGGCAUCAAGACAGCACUUGAGGCGCCCGAUGGGGGAUGGCUACCUCCAGCUGCAUACCGGGCAUUCUGCAUUCGACACGUUGCAGCGGAUUUCGCCCUCACCUUCAAGGGGAAAGAUGCCCGGAGGCUUCUUGUGAACGCCACAUAUGCGAAGACCGAGGUAGAGUUUGAUUACUGGUUUGACAUUCUGUGGUCCGAGAACCCGGCAAUGUGUGACUGGGCGAACAGAAUUGAGUACUCCUUGUGGACACAAUACUGUGAUGAGGGUCGGAGAUUCGGGCACAUGACGACGAACAUAUCUGAGUGUGUGAAUUCUAUCCUGAAGGGGGUAAGGAACCUCCCCGUGUGCUCCCUGGUGAAGGCCACAUAUGGAAGGCUUGCGGAACUAUUUGUCCGUAAGGGUAGGGAGGCCCAAGCUCAGAUAGGUACCGGACAACAAUUUAGCCAGUACCUGGUCAAGUGUAUCGAGGCAAACCUGAAGACGGCAAGGUGCUUCACGGUGACUGUUUAUGACAGGGAUAACUCGGAGUACACCGUGGCUGAAACGACUCCUACAGGUUCGUUCUCUCUUGGUACCUACAGGGUCUCACUAGGGUCUCAGACUUGUGAUUGUGGAUACUUCCAGGCACUUCAUUUCCUGUGUCCUCACGCACUGGCAUGA